GGAGAAAGAAGACGUCAAUCGUGUCCCAAGCCCGUUGAGAGUCAUGAACCGGAUAUACCAAGAGACAACAUGAGCCCAGCUCUGAUGCAAUCCUGUACAGCCCUUUCCAGAAGGCUGUAUACAAGACCCUGUUUUCUAUUCAUCCUGGUGGCAGUGGCUGUCGUGACCUACACCACCUUCGCCUUGAAUUGGUGGAACGACCCACAGCGACCCUCUGUGAAUUUCACUGGAAAGACUCCUGAUGAUGAUCAGGUGAACACGCGUGUCUUGACCAAUCGGAAUGGUGUCCAAUGGGAGGAUCCCGGGCGGUACCACGUGGCAUACCCGCGGGGGUACAAAUUCGUAAUGGAUGAGCCGGAGAAGUGUCGGACCGGGAAUCAGGCCCCGUUCCUGGUGCUGAUGGCCCCCGUGGCGCCUGGUAACCUGGCCGCCCGGGACGCCAUCCGCAGGACGUGGGGUAAUGAGACCCUGGUGCAGGGGAAGAAGGUACAGACGCUAUUCAUGCUAGGACUUCCUGGAGGAUUAGGUGCCCAGGAGCUGCAGGAGAAGGUGAACCAGGAGAGCCGGGCGCACCAUGACCUCCUCCAGAGCGACUUCAAGGACACCUACCAUAACCUGACCAUCAAGACCAUGGUGAUCCUCGAGUGGCUCGUCUCGCGGUGCCCCGAGGCCUCCUACGCCAUGAAGAUUGACUCAGACGUGUUCCUCAACGUCCAGAACCUUGUCUCCAUGCUGGUCAACCCUGACACUCCCAAACAGAACUACAUGACCGGUCUAGUCUGGUGGCACAGCCCGGUGCUGAGAAACCCCAACAAUAAGUUCUUCCUUCCUUAUGAGGUGAUGGCUGAGUUGGAGUAUCCCCCGUACCCUCUGGGGUUUGGCUACAUCAUGUCCAUGGACCUCCCCAAGAAGAUCAUGGGGGUCUCUCCACAGAUCAAGCCCAUCUACAUCGAGGAUGCCUACCUGGGGAUGUGUCUGAAGCGACUGGGCAUCUCCCCCACCAAUCCUCCCAGCAAGUCGCUCUUUGUUGUCAACCCCAUCUACAGCUACGGACGCUGCAAACUGUCCACUGUGGUUGCCGUGACGACGACCAAAGUGAGCCAGCUGCUGAGGUACUGGCAGGACUACACAAGGCCCGGCCCGCCGUGCUGAGAGGGUAAUCACCACAGCAACCAUUACUUCUUCCUGUUUGGAAAAUGGAUUUCAUGAAGACACUUCCUGUAUGUUUCCCUUCCUGGAAAUGUUGAAUUGGAACUUUGGGUAAGAGACAUUAGCUCUUGCAUAAGAGACAUCCGUUCAGUCUUGUUGGGAGAUCCAUAGGUUGUUUGGUAUUUUGCUAAUGUAUGCCUCAACCCCUCCCUUUACAUUGACUGUGGUGCAGUGAAGGUGGAUAGGUUUUGGAGAGGGCUUAUUGGGCCUGUCUCAAUACCUUUCAACUGUCACAUGCUGCA
Salvelinus namaycush (lake trout) is the source of this 1451-nucleotide messenger RNA. Its product is annotated as beta-1,3-galactosyltransferase 2-like. Gene Ontology annotation, molecular function: N-acetyl-beta-D-glucosaminide beta-(1,3)-galactosyltransferase activity. The transcript is spliced from 5 exons. Lineage: Eukaryota; Metazoa; Chordata; Actinopteri; Salmoniformes; Salmonidae. Bases 70 to 1152 code for a protein of 360 amino acids. The record is from RefSeq and is a predicted model, not a curated record. Gene Ontology annotation, cellular component: membrane.